AAUUUGCCAUUCUGUGGUUGUCAAUAAAUUGUCAAAACUUUACCAAACAAAAAAGGAAUUAAUACUUAAGAUUUCGUAUAUACACUUAGUGAAAAAAUUUCAAGUAUCAUUAGAUUAUUCAAAACGGACUAUUUCAAUAUAAUUGUCUAGUUUAGAUUUAUUACAAUAACCAAAGAAAAUUAUUCUAACAUCUAAUUACAAAAAUGGCUGCCACAAGGAGAUUGCAGAAAGAAUUAGGUGAUAUAAGACAAUCUGGUAUGAAAUCUUUUCGUGAUAUACAUGUAGAUGAAACGAAUAUUCUUACUUGGCAAGGUCUUAUAGUACCAGAUAGUCCUCCUUAUAACAAAGGUGCAUUUAAAAUUGAAAUAAAUUUUCCUGCAGAAUACCCUUUCAAACCACCUAAGAUAAAUUUUAAAACUAAAAUCUAUCAUCCAAAUAUAGAUGAAAAAGGACAAGUUUGUUUACCUAUAAUAAGCGCUGAAAACUGGAAACCUGCUACUAAAACUGAUCAAGUGAUCCAGGCAUUGGUAGCUUUGGUUAAUGAGCCAGAACCUGAGCAUCCUCUAAGAGCAGAUUUAGCAGAAGAAUUUUUGAGGGACCGAAAGAAAUUUUCUAAGAACGCUGAGGAAUACACUAAAAAACAUAGUGAGAAAAGGCCUGCUGAUUAGAUGGUGUAUAGGUUAUGGAAUAAUGAGUUAUUGCUUUAUUUUUAUAACAAAAUGUUCUAUAUAUAUGAAAAUUUCUUCCACAAUUCUCUAAAUUUACUCUUUUUUUGCAGUUUGGCAUAUUUAAAAUUUGUUUACUACUAAUGUUGAAGAUUACACUUGAAAAAACAAUUACAAUUUUUUUGUAUGAAUAAUUUGAUCUUUUAAUGACAUAAAUGAGUUAUUGAAUAAAUGCUUUAUAUAAAUA
Harmonia axyridis is the source of this 912-nucleotide messenger RNA. RefSeq names its product ubiquitin-conjugating enzyme E2 L3 (gene Ubc10). The transcript has 4 exons. The coding region runs from base 204 to 668 and encodes 154 amino acids. Lineage: Eukaryota; Metazoa; Arthropoda; Insecta; Coleoptera; Coccinellidae. The record is from RefSeq and is a predicted model, not a curated record.